AUGGACGUCGCCGUCGCCGCUCAUCGCGGACUGCAUGCAGAGAACGAGACGAACGCGACAACGGAGACGACCGCUUUGCAACAGGCGUCGCUUGGUCAGCUCGUACUUACGGGAACGCUCUUCGGGCUCAUCCACGUGCUGACAGGUCCCGACCACCUCAGCGCCUUGGCGACGCUCUCCGCUGGGACGUCGUGGCGCUCCUUUUCGCUCGGGAUGCGAUGGGGUUGCGGCCACAGUAUCGGCCUUAUGGUUAUGGCCGUUAUCUUUGUCGCUCUGGACGGGCAACUGGACUUCACGGUGCUCAACGUGGUCACGGACGUCAUUGUCGGUGUCUUUAUGAUUGCAUUGGGCCUCUACGGUGUGCUCGAAGGUGUGAAGAAGGCGAGACGGAGCAAGCGACGAGGCACAGCACAAAGGCAGUGGGACAGCUGUGGUAAACAUGAGUCGGAGGAGGAGAAGAUGAUGAAGAAGAAGAAGGUGGAAACAGGUGUGUCGGACGAGACGGAAGACGAGACUGGGGAAGGAUCAGAGACGGAGAUGAAGACAACAGUCGACUCGGAUGGGAGUCCCACUCGCAUUCUACUGAACGGAGAAGCGACUCCAUCGCCUGACGAGAUUGUCGUGUCUUCCAGCAGCAGGUGCGACGAGGAGGUGCCACUCGAUGCACGGUGGAGAAGGUCGGAGGCUAUGAGGAUAGGAGAGUCGUGUGACGCCAGUGCUGGCGAGAAGUCGCUGACGGUGGACAUGGCCGCAGAACUAUCACGACGACAUUCAGACAGUGAAGAGACCAUGUCAACGGCUACUAGUCCGUGUGAGAGUGCGGUAGCGCUAGAAGAGCUGUUGCCGGAUCGCAGCGAAUCACUUGACGAAGCGGGAUGCAGGAUUGACGACGCAGAGUACGGCACCGGUCUCAUAUGCUGCGGCAUCAGGUUGCCGACGAUCGACUUUCAGAACGCACGGACGCAAAAGUGCACGGCGUUGCUCGUAGGUAUCGUGCAUGGAAUCGCGGGGCCAGGUGGAAUCCUCGGUGUCUUGCCAGCAGUAGGGCUACACGACACCAUCAAGUCGUUCACCUAUCUCUGCUCCUUCUGCUUGACAUCCAUUGUCACAAUGGGUGUCUUUGCUGCUGCAUACGGUGAGGCUACAGGUCGACUUGGCGACCGUUCCGAGGUCCUGGCCUUCCGCGUAUCUAUGUUUUCGUCUUCACUGUCGGUGGUCGUGGGCGUCCUCUGGCUAGUGCUUACUGCCAUGGGCAAGCUCCAGGAAGUCUUUGGCUGA
This is a messenger RNA of Hyaloperonospora brassicae, 1278 nucleotides long. The record is from the annotation of a GenBank genome assembly. NCBI's taxonomy places the organism in Eukaryota, Oomycota, Peronosporomycetes, Peronosporales, Peronosporaceae.